Molecule: messenger RNA, 617 nt
Organism: Sodiomyces alkalinus F11
Lineage: Eukaryota; Fungi; Ascomycota; Sordariomycetes; Glomerellales; Plectosphaerellaceae
Exons: 4
Coding region: 209-508 (99 amino acids)
Biological process (GO): mitochondrial respiratory chain complex IV assembly
Cellular component (GO): mitochondrial intermembrane space
Source: RefSeq, a predicted model, not a curated record
GACGGCUUCUCUGACAAGCCGUACAUGCCGAGAGCUUAAAGUACGGCAGAGUAAACUUCACUUAUAAUGCCCACAUUUGUGUCGGGUCUUACGUUCUCGGCCUGUCUCUUAAUCACCUAUCAUAAGGUAAUUGAGACGAGGGCAAAGUUCAUCCGACUUCAAGUUCGUUAUAAUCAUAGAAUACCAUUGCGAACGCUAUCUAAGAGCCAUGAGUGCAUUCGGCAAUCCUGGUGGCUCCAGAGCCUAUGCCAAACCCACCCCUCCCCAACGCGGCAGUUUCCCUCUCGACCAUGACGGAGAAUGCAAACACAUAAUGAAGACAUACUUGGCUUGUAUGACAAAAGCCCAAAGCGUGAAUGAUUCUACUUGUCGUGGAUUGGCCAAGGCUUACCUUGCCUGCCGAAUGGACAGUAACUUGAUGGCCAAAGACGACUUUAAGAAUCUUGGGUUCUUGGAGGAAGAGAAGUUGCUGGUGCAGUCAACGAAAACCAGUGAACCACAGUGCUAGUCCGAAGGACAGCAGAGGACAGUAUCAGAUACAGCGUAGUUACAAUCGUCAUAAAGUAGGUCAAAAUUGAUAAAGGCAAUUGUGUGUAAUUGUAACUGUUCAGGACCGU